Messenger RNA from Armigeres subalbatus, 1221 nucleotides. RefSeq lists its product as uncharacterized. Lineage: Eukaryota; Metazoa; Arthropoda; Insecta; Diptera; Culicidae. The coding region runs from base 161 to 871 and encodes 236 amino acids. The record is from RefSeq and is a predicted model, not a curated record. The transcript has 3 exons.
GCUAUAAAAUCCCAACACCCCGAUGAGUUCACUUUUGUUUUCAUUCGAGUGUCUGUCUAUCUAGAUAAGGGAAAGAGCCCCUCCGGAGCUCUGAGAAAAGUCGACUUUUUUUUUCUUCUGUGGUUCAAGCUCUUAGUAGCUGGAGAAGUGCGAACACAAGAUGAAAUUACUAGUAUUAGUGCUGGCGUCACUGAUCGCCAUCUGCCUAGCCGAACCAAAGCCCGCCAUCAACGAAGUCAAAUCUAAUCAGCCACAGCAGAAGCCGGGCCGGUUCCUCUCACUGCCAGUGCCGGAAAAAUGCGCAAACCGUCCAAAGGAGUUCCAGUACCGCGGACACAACUACUUCUACAGUGCUCACGUGCCCGCCCUGGCCGACAAGCGAGUAGACUGGUUAGAUGGCCGUAACAUCUGCCGCGAGUACUGCAUGGAUCUGGUGUCGCUGGAGACGCAGGAAGAGAACAACCUGAUCUUCCGUUUGAUCCAACAGAAUGAUGUCCCAUACAUCUGGACGGCCGGUCGGCUCUGCGACUUCAAGGGCUGUGAAAACCGCCCUGAUCUGGAACCCAAGAACGUCUACGGAUGGUUCUGGUCCAACAACCGCGAGAAGAUCACCGCCACCAACAAGAUCCCGAACGGUUGGGGCUACAACCCGUGGAGCAAGUCCGGACACAAGAAGAUCCCGCAGCCAGACAAUGCUGAAUUCGACAUUAACCAGACGACCGAGUCGUGCUUGUCAGUGCUGAACAAUGUUUACAAUGACGGUAUCGGAUGGCACGACGUUGCCUGCUACCACGAGAAACCCGUCGUGUGCGAAGACUCCGAGGAACUGUUGAACUACGUCGCUGCCACGAACCCAGGCAUUCGUCUGUAAUAUUUUAGGCUUUAGUGUAAAAAAAAUCUCCUAGCAUUAAGAGCCUCUCCUCCAAAACUCUUAAAACAAGAAAUAAAAACUACAUUGCCAAGUUUUUUUUCGCCUGAUAAAAUUGUCCCAGUAUGCAUGUGAAGAUGUGAACCAGAUCAACUGCAAACAAAAUCAAAACAACAGACACUGCAAAAUGUUAUCUAAAUGUAUAUUUAUUUAAAUGAAUAGAGUUUUACAAUAUACUUUUCUUUCCUGUAACCUGCCGAGAAGCGAACUGAAAUGCAGUUGAACUUAAGUGGAGUCCAGAUCAUCACCAAUAAAAUGUGCAAAAACGGAAUUGUUACAGUGAUAACCGAUAA